This is a messenger RNA of Acipenser ruthenus (sterlet), 3308 nucleotides long. RefSeq names its product G-protein-signaling modulator 2-like. The transcript is spliced from 14 exons. Gene Ontology annotation, molecular function: protein binding; GTPase regulator activity. NCBI's taxonomy places the organism in Eukaryota, Metazoa, Chordata, Actinopteri, Acipenseriformes, Acipenseridae. The record is from RefSeq and is a predicted model, not a curated record. The coding region runs from base 729 to 2672 and encodes 647 amino acids.
AUAUUGAACUGUGAUGUCUUUAACCUUUCAGAUGUAAAGGGUUUUGGCCACAAAUCAUCUGCUGCACAACCUAAAAGCGAGGAAGAAUUAAUUGAAAAUGUCUCAUAGGCAUUGGUUGACUCCCAAAUAUUGCUAUUUAUAUGAAUGGAAAAUCAACUGUGGCCAAAAUGGUGCCCACACACCAGACAAACAAACAGAAAGGAUUGAGGCGUACAGCUACACUAGUGCUGUAGCCAUUAUUCAAGCCAACCUGUGUGAUUGCAAGAUGCACAACAGCCACACUUUCUGAUGUGAGGUUGAAAAAUAAUCAACUUUGAGGGGCCAGUAAGUAAAGAAUGACUGCGAAUACAGUAUUAGGAAGUGUGCGUAGUCUAUUGUGGUGACAUUCACGCACGCACCCAACCACCCACACACAAAAUGCCUGGGUGAGCUGCCAACGAAGCAUAUUGCUGCAACUCCUCAACUCUGCACAAUAAUUGUACAGCUGGCAACCUGUUCACUUAAAGUAUCGAAGUAUUAAUUGAAUUUGUACGUGCAGCAAGUGCUUCUCUGCAAAGAAACAAUUUAAUAGGUUCAAAGGCAGUUGUAACAAAGCACAUUAAUAUUCUCUAGAGCUCCUUAGUGUGACUAUUAUAAUCACUACAGCAGCUCUCCUCUUAAUCAGAAGUGACAGACUAACAUCAGGUGCCCAAAGGACAAGGAGAAAAAAGUCCUGCGACCAGAUUAGAAUGGAAGCCUCCUGUCUUGAGCUGGCCCUGGAGGGGGAGCGGCUGUGUAAAAUAGGAGACUACCCAGCAGGCGUCUCUUUCUUUGAAGCAGCGAUCCAAGUCGGGACAGAAGACCUCCAGAUACUCAGUGCUAUUUACAGUCAGCUAGGGAAUGCAUACUUCCACUUGCAUGACUACUCCAAAGCACUGGAAUACCAUCACCAUGACUUGACUCUGACCAGAACAAUCGGAGAUCCACUUGGAGAAGCUAAAGCCAGUGGUAACCUUGGCAACACUCUAAAGGUUCUGAGACGCUUCGAUGAAGCUAUAGUGUGUUGUCAGAGACACUUGGAGAUUUCCAUUGAGCUCAGUGAUAAGGUCGGGGAGGCAAGAGCACUUUAUAACUUUGGGAAUGUGUACCAUGCCAAGGGGAAAAGCAUCUGCUGGAGUGGGGCUGAUCCAGGGGAGUUUCCAGAAGAGGCGAUGACUGCUCUGCGGAAAGCUACGGAAUACUAUGAGGCAAAUUUGUCAAUAGUUAAGGAGCUUGGAGACCGUGCUGGGCAGGGCCGUACCUAUGGAAACCUGGGCAACACGCAUUACCUGCUGGGGAACUUCAGGGAUGCAGUGAUAUCACAUGAGCAGAGGCUUCUAAUAGCGAAGGAGUUUGGUGACAAAUCAGCUGAAAGAAGGGCUUACUGUAACCUGGGGAAUGCGUACAUUUUUCUUGGGGAAUUUGAAAUCGCAUCUGAGCAUUACAAGAAAACACUGCUGCUGGCCCGGCAGCUGAAGGACCGUGCCGUGGAGGCACAGGCGUGUUACAGCCUGGGAAACACAUACACUCUGCUGCAGGACUAUGAAAGAGCUAUCGACUACCACCUAAAACAUCUUAUUAUAGCCCAGGACCUCAAUGACAGAAUUGGAGAGGGUAGAGCCUGCUGGAGUUUAGGAAAUGCCUAUACUGCAUUGGGAAAUCAUGAUCAGGCCAUGCACUUUGCAGAAAAACAUCUGGAAAUCUCAAAAGAAACUGGAGACCGAAGCGGAGAACUAACAGCCAGAACAAACGUCUCCGAUCUUCAGAUGGUGCUGGGACUCAGUUACCAAACCAACAGUUCAGUUCUGUCAGAAAACCACGGAGUCGAUUUUGACUCUCACGGAGCCAGGCCAAAAGCCGGAAAGAGGCAUAGUAUGGAAAACAUGGAGCUGAUGAAAUUAACGCCAGAUAAGGUAGAAAACUGGAACAGCGAACUUAUUACAAAACAGAAACCGCUCCUGGCUAAGUCGUCUGCAAAGCUUUUCUUUGUAAAUCAUCUGAAAGGCAAAAAGCACAAGCACAACUGCUCCUCUGCUAAGGUUCUGCAGGACACUACUAAUUCCAUUGACAGCGGGGCUGUCCAGGCCCAGGUACACCACAAGAGAGGAAGUCCUGACAUGCUCGGGGACGAGGGUUUCUUUGACCUGCUCAGUCGAUUCCAGAGCAAUCGCAUGGAUGACCAGAGGUGUUCUGUAGACAAUGGACAGAGCAGACUGUCUGUGCCUGAGGCAGUGACACCCACCCCACCAAGAGCAAUACACAAAUCCCAUUCUGCAUCUGUUGUUUCACCUCACACCAAUCAGUUGUUGGAUCUAGUAGCGAGCUCUCAAAGUCGGAGACUAGAUGACCAGCGGGCGGGUGUUGGAAACUUCCCUGGCCUCAGACUGAACCAGCAGAACAGCCAGUCUGUCCUCAGUCAUCUCAUGGCUAAUGCUGACAACAAGGAGCCAGAUGAAGACUUUUUUGACAUGUUGGUUAAAUGCCAGGGUUCUAGACUGGACGAUCAAAGAUGUGCUCCACCCGCUCCAGCACCCAAGGGCCCCACAGUUCCUGAUGAAGAUUUCUUCAGCCUUAUCAUGCGAUCUCAGGCAAAGCGAAUGGAUGAGCAACGGGUUACUCUGCCCUCAAACUCAAAACGCCCCAGCUCCUACUAAAACAGCCACUUGCAAGCUUAAUGUUGCCCCCAAACUUUUAACAUUAAUUCACAAAGUGUAAAAGUACUGUAAUAAAGAACUGUUCUAUUUCAUCAGUUCGUCAAGGAAUGUUUACUGUCCAGUAACAGGGACAGUAUAAAUGCCUACUGAAUGUUAAUGUACCAGUGUUCAAAAUUAAUUAAAAUAACUGUAAAUGUUUUUGUUUGUUUUUCUAUAAAAUUCAGGAUUUAAAUAUUUGUAAGCUCAUUUUUUUUAUUAAUGUACAUAAUGUUCUCUUUCAUUGCUGACUGUCUAUUUAAGCUAUUAGUCGACUCCUAUUUAUUCGAAUGUAGCAAACGCUUGCUAACUGCCAUUGCUAACGAUUGGUUCUUUGUGGCGGGUACACCAUGUUGAAAUUUGAAGAUGUGUAUUAUUCGCACUAUAUUAAUGGUACACUGCUUUUUGUUUUUUUAAGGCUUCUUUACUGCUUCUGUAGAUUGCCAUUUUGUUUAAUAUUGCCUACCAAGAAAACUCACGAUUAAUUUACUGCCACAAGAAAACGUGUCAGUGUUGAGAAACAAGCCAGUGCUCUUUCAUACCUCUUGUAUCUUUUGUUGUAUUUCCAAGAUUGAGGAAUAAACUAAUUUCUUCACACUA